AUGUCCGACAUCAACCUCAAACAGAUCCACGACACCCUCGUGGAGGUCGCCUUCGAGGCUGGCCGCAUGAUCCUCGCUGCCAACCCAAACAAAAUUGACAAGGGUUCAAAGAUGAACUCCGCCGACAUAGUCACCGAAACCGACCAAGCCGUCGAGCGCAUGGUCUCCACCACCCUCCGCUCCAAAUACCCCUCCUUCUCCUUCGUCGGCGAAGAGACCUACGUCCCCGGCGAAACCAAAGUCACCUCAGCCCCGACCUUCAUCGUCGACCCCAUCGACGGCACCACCAACUUCGUCCACGGCUACCCGCACGGCUUUUGUAUCUCGCUCGGCUUCGCCCUCGACCGCCGCCCCGCGGUGGGAGUCGUCUACAACCCCGCUCUCGACACGCUCUGGACGGCCAUCCGGGGUCAGGGCGCUUACUGUCAGCGCAACGCCUCGCUCGAACCAGGAAAGGGGCAAGGAGAGAAGCAAAAGUUGCCGCUGAAUGGGGGCCAGCCGCUAGGAGACUUGUCCACGUCCCUGGUGGCGGUGGAGUGGGGUAGUCAGCGCGAUGGGAAAAACUUUGAUAUCAAGACGAGGGUGUUUAGGCAGUUGACUGCUGCCAAGGAGAAUGGGGGGAGCAUGGUGCACAGCUUGCGCAGUUUGGGCAGCGCGGCGCUGAAUAUUUGUGCCGUGGCGGCGGGCCAGGUUGAUAUGUAUUGGGAGGGCGGGUGUUAUGCGUGGGAUGUGACGGCGGGUUGGUGUAUCUUGGAGGAGGCGGGCGGGAUUAUGGUUAGUGGGAACCCGGGGGAUUGGAAUCCGGAGCUGGAUUCGAGGUUGUACUUGGCUAUUAGGGGGGCGGAGAGCGGGCAGAAGGAGAUUGUGGAGGAGUUUUGGGGGGUUAUUGGGGAUGAUAAGAUGGAUUAUAAGCAUUAA
Messenger RNA from Neurospora tetraspora, 918 nucleotides. RefSeq lists its product as uncharacterized. The record is from RefSeq and is a predicted model, not a curated record. NCBI's taxonomy places the organism in Eukaryota, Fungi, Ascomycota, Sordariomycetes, Sordariales, Sordariaceae. Gene Ontology annotation, molecular function: inositol monophosphate 1-phosphatase activity. Gene Ontology annotation, biological process: inositol metabolic process; signal transduction. The transcript has 2 exons. Bases 1 to 918 code for a protein of 305 amino acids.